This is a messenger RNA of Oenanthe melanoleuca, 3206 nucleotides long. It is a transcript of the gene ARHGAP22, whose product is annotated as Rho GTPase activating protein 22. The transcript has 10 exons. Lineage: Eukaryota; Metazoa; Chordata; Aves; Passeriformes; Muscicapidae. Gene Ontology annotation, biological process: activation of GTPase activity; signal transduction. The record is from RefSeq and is a predicted model, not a curated record. Gene Ontology annotation, molecular function: GTPase activator activity. Bases 425 to 2536 code for a protein of 703 amino acids. Gene Ontology annotation, cellular component: focal adhesion.
GUGCCUAUCCUGCGAGUCUGUCAGUGCGGGCGAGCUAUUUUUCCGGGGAUGCUCGUCCCCCGGCUCCCCAUCUGUGCGGGAUGCCGCCCCGCAGGGAUGCAGGGCGCAGCAGGUGGCCGAGCACGCCGCUGCCCUGGGGACCAGCGCGCUCGCUAUUUCUUGCAGCGCAGAGGAAAUCGCGCUGAAUCAGGCUCGGCUCCUGCUCUGGUGCUUGCGGAGCAGAGCGUGUGCUGAUGCCGAGCGGGGCUGAGCGGGCGGCACAUCGCUCACACGGCAGCGGAGCGCAGCAGCCACAGCCGGCACACACACUGCUCCCGACGGGAAUUCACCCACCGGAGGAGAGAUGAUGCGGCGCGGCUGCCCCAGCCCCGCCUGAAGCGGCGAUGCGCGGGGCGGCGGCCGGGGCCGGGCGCUGACCGGGAGCAUGCUGAGCCCCAAGAUCAGACAUGCCAGGAGAGCCCGGUCAAGGAGUUUGGUGAUGGGUGAACAGGUUGGGCCUCCCUCCAGACCAUCCUCUCCAAACCCUCAAGAGCGUGUGCUCAAGUGUGGCUGGCUGAAGAAGCAGAGGAGCAUCAUGAAGAACUGGCAGCAGCGCUGGUUUGUGCUGCGAGGGGAUCAGCUCUUCUACUACAAGGAUGAAGAGGAGACUAAACCUCAGGGUUUGAUCCUACUGCAAGGCAGUCAGGUGAACGAGCUGCCUCCUAAUCCUGAUGAACCAGGGAAACAUCUCUUUGAAAUUUCCCCAGGUGGUGCAGGGGACCGGGAAAAGAUGCCUGUCAAUCAUGAGGCUUUCCUGCUCAUGGCUAAUUCCCAGAAUGAAAUGGAAGAUUGGGUGAAAGCCAUCCGACGGGUUAUAUGGGCUCCAUUUGGUGGAGGGAUCUUUGGGCAGCGCCUGGAGGACACGGUUCAGUCCGAGAGGAAGUAUGGCCAGCGCCUGGCGCCGCUGCUGGUGGAGCAGUGCGUGGACUUCAUCCGGGAGCGCGGCCUUACGGAGGAGGGGCUCUUCCGCAUGCCUGGGCAAGCCAACCUUGUCAAAGAUCUGCAGGAUUCUUUUGACUGUGGAGAGAAACCCCUUUUUGACAGCAACACAGAUGUUCACACUGUGGCGUCCCUCCUGAAGCUUUACCUUCGAGAGCUGCCAGAGCCUGUCAUCCCCUUUGCCAAAUACGAAGACUUUCUUUCUUGUGGACAGCUGCUCUCAAAAGAUGAGGGAGAGGGUACUCAGGAACUGGUUAAACAGGUGAAGAAUUUGCCCCAAGCCAACUACAACCUCCUCAAAUACAUAUGCAAGUUCCUUGAUGAAGUUCAGGCUCACUCCAGCAUUAACAAGAUGAGUGUCCAGAACCUGGCUACAGUAUUUGGACCAAACAUACUGCGGCCCAAACUGGAGGAUCCAGUGACCAUGAUGGAAGGCACCUCUCUGGUUCAGCAGCUGAUGACAGUCCUGAUCAGCGAGCAGGGCCGGAUCUUCGCCGUUCCUCAGGCCGAGGGGAGCCAGCUGGAAAUCAGGCCCGUGCGCCAGCGCAGCACCGUCGAGUGGAUCUCCGAGGAGGACGGGGAGGACGGCAGGUCACAGCACAGCGCUGCCAGCCCUGCUGAUCUGCCUUCUGGCAAUGCUGUGCCUCCCGAGGCCACGCCAGGACCCGCAGUGAAAAUCACUCCUCCGGAGCACAGUGGCAAAUCCACCCAGCCCGCCACCAGCCCCAGUAAAAGAGUGCAGACGCUGCCUCCAUGGAAGGUUUCCUUCCGCCAGCAGGGCGCACGGUCUGUGAGCCCGAAGCUGGGCUCAUCCUUGGACAUCCCCAACCUCUCCUCCAGCGGGAACUGGCUGAUGAACGGGCUGUACUCCCUGCGGGGCCACCGCCGGACUGCCUCUGGGGAGCGAGUGAAGGACUCGUGCUCCUCCCAGAGACUCUCCACGUAUGACAACGUCCCUUCAUCCAGCCUGUCCCUCAGCACUCACAGCAUGGCCAGCAGCACCUGGUCCACGUCAUCCUGUGAGAUCUCCGUGAUGGACUCGGUGAGCAGCUGCCCAGCCUGCCGGGCCAGUGACUCCUCCACCUUAAGCUCCCUAAAAACCGAGUGGGUAACUCAGGGCUCGCUGUCUCAGAGCGAGGUGAAGACAGCAGAUCUGGAGAACAGCAUGGACAGGUUUGAAGCCUGCAGCAGCAGCAGCAGUGAACAGAGUGACCCAGCUGCAGCUUCCCGAGACUCUGUCCAGUGCUCCAGGGCCCUGCAGAGCUUGGUGGUGGAGCUAAAGACAGAACUGAGCAAACAGAGGACUGAGUAUGAGACUAGUAUCAAAAGAAUUGAAGAAACAAGUGCAGACCUGAGGAACCAAGUGGUUAGGUUAGAAGAAGAACUGGACCAAGAAAGAAAGAAAUACACAAUGCUGGAGAUAAAGCUGAGGAAUUCUGAACGUGCUCGUGAAGAUGCUGAGAAGAGAAAUUACCUCCUGCAGAAGGAAAUGGAAGAAUUUUUUUCAACAUUAGGAUGUUUAACUGUUGGGAGUCAAAGUGCUAAAGUCUCCAAAUAGAACAAGUAUAGAAAAUCCCAUUCCUGACAAAAUGAGUGAAAAUGCAUAUUUUGUUCUGGUAUACUCAUGUAUCAUGAGUAAUUCUAUAGUGGUUGUGCUCUCAGUGACAAUUGCCCUGUUGUCUUUAUAUGUGCUAUAGUAUUUGGGCCAGCUGGGAAAGACUGCUGACCAUAAAGCUUGAAAAUUUAGCAUCAGAUUGCCAAGAAAGAGUGGGUGCUUUCUGUAUCCACAGAACAUAAGAUACUCUUCUCCAGACUGUCCUGCUGCCAUCUUUGGACUCAACUGCACCAUCCUUUUGCUGGCUCAAGGACAGUGGAAGGUCCUGCAGGGUGGGUGGAUGGCCAGAACCAACAGACAAGCUGAGCCUGGAGCUGAGGGAUUCCUGCACUUGUGGCAGGGAAGGUGGCAGCUCCAGUCUGUCACCACAGCCGGGAGGUUUGCCAGAAGGAUUUAAUGAGGUGGUUUUCACCCCACUCCCUCCAUAAAGUUUGUUCAAAUUUCUCAUUCCUAGAAUGGUAUUAUUUUAUGAAGAUAUUGUGAAAACAAGGUCUGCAAACAUGCUGAAAAUAUCAAAAUCUUGACAAUUCACUAAAAUUGUCCCUUACCCACUCAAUGGUUUCAGUGUUUUAUAAAAAUGCAGCUUUAAAUUAAACUGUGAUUAAUAAUCUGA